Molecule: messenger RNA, 1290 nt
Organism: Spodoptera littoralis (African cotton leafworm)
Lineage: Eukaryota; Metazoa; Arthropoda; Insecta; Lepidoptera; Noctuidae
Source: the annotation of a GenBank genome assembly
AUGUUACUAAUAGAAGAUAAAGAAAUUGACAUAUUUGUCGCCAGUAAAAUAGGUUCUUUGAAACAUAUAAAAUACCACACGGACAUAACAAAAAACAAUAAGAAAUAUAUAGAGAAUCUAGUAGAUAUAAAGACACUACAGAAAGAUGAGGGUAUCACUCGGAUGGAGUGGAGCAAUGCUGAGCAGACUGAGAUACUGAUCGGGCGGAAGAACCAACAGAUACAAGUCUACAACACACUCCAGGGUUUCACGAAGUCCUACACAGCGGACUUUGCGCCCGGCGAGGUCGUGGGCCUGGGCCGGUGUAAGAGGAAGCUGCUGGCCGCCGUGUCCAGUGGAGUCGUGAAGAUAUGGAGUAAGAAGACAGAAGAGAUUGUAAAUGUUGGCAAAAUUGAUCGUAUGAGGGUCUGCGCUGAUGAUGAUGCUGUUUUUGCUACAGGUGGAGAAGAAAACGAUUUAAAGAUAUGGCGUAUAGGCGAGACCUCACCGACAUUCGUAGCCAAGAACCUCCCUCACGACUGGUUGCAACUGAGGAGGCCCGUGUGGGUCACUGACCUCGUGUUCCUCCCGCAAGAGGGAGGCAGGCUGGUCGCUGUGUGCUCUAGACAUGGAUACGUUCGAUUGUACGACAGUCGUGCACAGAGGCGGCCUGUCAUCGCUGUAGACUUUGAGAAGAUGGCUGCCACCUGCAUCACCAACAGUUUUGAUGAAAGGCAAGUUCUGGUAGGAUUCGGAAGAGGUCAGCUUCAUCAAGUAGACCUGCGCAAGGGCAAACCGGACAAGGGUUACAAAGGUUGCGUCGGCGCAGUCACCGAUAUAGCCAUAGUGAAGGAACCACGGCUCAUUGUCAGUUCGAGUCUUGACCGACAACUUCGAGUACACGAUUAUGCUAGCAAAGAUUUGAUAUAUAAGCAAUACCUAACAUCGAAGUUGUCAUGCGUGCUCAUACAAUCUGAGAGCUCGACUCCUCUCAGCAGAGUGGAUGACGUCAAGGAGGAGAAGCCGGAGAUAGGAGUGGAGGAGAUUGGAGUAGAGGCUGAUGACUUAGAUACACUGUUUGAGAACAUGGAGACUAUCGGUGAAAAACCCAAAAAGACAAAGCUAAAACCGGAACCCGAAGAGUUGCCAGCUAAGAAAAUUAGACCUUCAUCAGGAGGCGCCACUGACGCUGAUUUAGACGACACAGAUGAUGCAAUCAAGAAGCUUCUGCGAAGCACAGAGAAGCAGAAGCGGAAACGAGAACAAAAGAAGAAAGAGAAGAAAGCUAAAAGUGUAUUCCAUAAUGCUUGA